Poecilia reticulata (guppy) is the source of this 6464-nucleotide messenger RNA. It is a transcript of the gene ikzf4, whose product is annotated as IKAROS family zinc finger 4. Gene Ontology annotation, biological process: regulation of transcription by RNA polymerase II. NCBI's taxonomy places the organism in Eukaryota, Metazoa, Chordata, Actinopteri, Cyprinodontiformes, Poeciliidae. The record is from RefSeq and is a predicted model, not a curated record. Gene Ontology annotation, molecular function: RNA polymerase II cis-regulatory region sequence-specific DNA binding; DNA-binding transcription factor activity.
GAUGUUGAGGUGUUUAGGUGACAAUUUUCAUAACUUCUUUGAUAUUUAUUUAACUCUACAAAACCUUUAAAACUCCACGAUUAUUUAAAGGACACAAAAUGAACUUCAAGUGCAUGUUAGAACUCUUUACUAACAACAACAACAACAACAACAAAAAAAGGCCUGGCAUCCUCACUCCUGGCUUGUUAUGGGAAGAAAAUGAAACAAUUUAGAGUCAGAAGGUCUAUUCAAAACUUCAGAGGGUAACAAACCAGUCUGUGAUCAAUGUUAAUUGUUUAUUAUAAUGUUUAAUCUUAAUAAAUAGUUUCAUUUAAGAUCAAAAUAUUAAAAUAGAGAGGAAAUAAAAACAAAAAUCUUUCAAAAACAUGCUCUGACAUUACUCACCUUGGACUCUUAACAAAAAUGUCCCGGCUCCCUCCAUGUUAAACUCUAAAAAAGAAGGUUCGUUCACAUAAAAAUAAAUAAAUAAAUAAAUAAAUUCAUUAAUUAAAAAUUAAAAAUACAGUAAAAUUGAAAGACUUGGAAAAAGUUUAUUGUGCUCCACUGAAACUUGGGACGUUUUAGAUAACCUUUAAGUAUCUAAUAACAGUUUGGACUAAAGAGAAAACAAGGAUUUGUUCUUAAUUUGCAAUUUUAAAAGUAUGUGUAAAGAGCCAAACUGUUUUGCUUUUCAUGUUGCACUGCUGUAAAAAGAUAUUGGGCCAGAUAGCUUCUGUUCUGGUUUUUAUGUCACAACAAAAUUUUUCAGAUCAUAGAUAACCUCAGUACAUGGAUAAAGUGGUUUGCACGUGAUGAUUCCAUUUAUUAAAGUAAUAAAGCUAUCCAAGCCAACCCUUUGUAAAGAAGAAUUUUCUCCUCUUGUUAAAUCAAGACUUAACUGUCACAAACUCCCUUUUCUUAAAAGAUGUGUUCAAGCUCCUUAUUUAAACCCAGUUCUGGUUACUGUCUGGCAUUUAUAAUCAGGAGAUCAAGUAGAACAACUGACAUCAUGAAAUAAGUGAGAAGCUCUUUAACGUAUCUUACUCUGAUCUAAAGAUUUUCAAGAACAGAUCAGUAGCAAUAUUGCUAAGAUCAAUCAGUCUGUCAACAAAACAGUCCAAAAUUGUGACAGUCUUAGGAUACUUUGCUGCUCCAGGACCAAGACAACUUGUCAUAUCUGAUGGAACCAUCAAUUAUGUUCUCUACCUGUUCUCUACUGAAGGAGUAAAUCUGACCAUUAGAGAUGGAAGAUAUGGACUUUAAAAAUGUUAUCACAAUAAUUUGUGGCACUUAUUGCAAUAAUUAUAAAAGUAAUGCUAAAAAAAUAUGCAUCAGUAUAGUCUUUAUUACCAUCCAGACAAAAUGGUGCAAAUGCACCACUAAGCGUUCAUUUAAAGAAAAAUAAAAAAUUAAGUGGUGCUUUUAUAAAACCAACAUUGGAAAUUAAGAUCUUUCAAAUAGCAAAAGUAAGAAUCCCAACCAAACCGACAGUUUUCAGGUUGUGCGAACAUCACGAAUUCCUGAAAUAACGUUUUUUUUUUUCACAAUAGCAAUAAAUGGUAUAAUAAUUUCCCAUCCCAGCCAACCAUUAGUUUGUGACCGUGAAUAAAACUUAAUGCAGUAAUUCCCAUUAAUCCAUCCAUCCAUCCAUGAUUGAUUUUUAUUUUUAUUUUUUUCGUUUUAGUACACUCAUUGAAAAACAUCUUUCAGCAAACAUCAUGUUUACCCGUCAUUAAGACAAAAAAAAAAAAAACUGGUCAAAAUUUUUACAUUUUUAAGUUUAAAGUAGCUUAUUUGAACAGACUUCUUAAAAUAUGUUAUCAACUAACUAAUGUGUAACCUCAUGUUGAAAAUACUCUUCAUUUGCCCUGCAACCCCCUAAACCUUUUUUUUUUGUGUUGGUUUCAACUCCUCCUUUGACACUGUUUACCAGACGAUUUGUAUAAAUGUCAGGCCUUUCAUUAUCAUUUGUUAGACAGAGGAGGUUCACCAGAAUACAGAAACAGUCAGAUAGAACUCAGGUUGGAAAAAACCCCCCCAAAAAACAAAAAAAAAAAGGUUGCAUCUUUUAAAGUGAGUUUGAUAUUAGACAAUCAGAUCUGAAAGCCUACAGUAUUCUGCAUUUGCAUCCACCAACUGAUUAAUAUAUUUUUAUUAACUAUAGCAAAGGCAUCUGGUGAGAGAAUGAAUGCUGAUGAAUGUAAUGGACGCUCAUAUUCACAAGGUAAUGGAGGAGAAUCAUCAGCAGAGCAGGAUUUUUAUGCUGGGUUGCGGGCCACUUCUGUAAGAUCUCCCAACAGCCAGCAGUCCUCGCCUCACCGCUCCCUAAGUGACUCCAUUAAGGUUGAGCUGUGUAGCGAUGAAGAGUCUUCAGGUGCCCGACAGUCUGAGAACAAAGAGACUGCGAGGAGCGACGGUGGGAAAGAUGACAGGGUGGGUCCCGCUGAAGAAGGAGGUCCAGCGUUUGCCGGAGCCGGAGGAGACAGAGGGAACCUCUACAGUGAGAUGGCUACUCCUAAUUCGUCCUCACCGGGACCAAUCCGGCUGCCCAAUGGGAAGCUGCAGUGCGAGGUGUGCGGGAUGGUCUGCAUAGGACCCAACGUGCUGAUGGUCCACAAGCGCAGCCACACAGCCCAAACAUCCAUGCACAUGUUUGCAGGCGAGCGGCCUUUUCAGUGCAACCAGUGUGGAGCCUCCUUCACCCAGAAGGGCAACCUGCUGCGCCACAUCAAACUUCAUUCAGGAGAGAAGCCUUUCAAAUGUCCCGUUUGCAACUACGCCUGUCGUCGGAGAGAUGCUCUUGCUGGUCAUCUGCGCACUCAUUCGGUUUCUUCCCCGACAGUGGGAAAACCUUUCAAGUGCAGCUACUGUAGUCGCAGCUAUAAGCAACAGAGCACACUGGAGGAACAUCUGGAGCGCUGCCAUAGUUACAUGAAGACUCUGGACUCUCAGAUGCCACCUGGUGAAGAGUCUGUAAAUAUGGAGAGCAUCACUAAACCUGUGCUGCAGCCGUCCAAUGAAAAAAGGCCGUUUGUGGACAGACUGACUGUCAGCAUCACCAAACGAAAGAGGUCAACACCACAGAAGUUUUUGGGAGAAAAGCACAUGCACCUUGAACCACCAGAAGCACCUUAUGAACUGUCCUCUGGCUCUGAAAAGGAAGGGGAUCUCCUGAGCUCCCAUUCUGCUGGAGACUCAUCCGGUCUGGUUAGAUCACACCUCCACUUCGCAAGAAGUAAAGCUGAGAGCCAGGAGUCGCCCUCGCUGCAUCCGCUCCAUCCUGGCUUUGUGGCGGAGCUCCGAACCGUUGUGGGUUCCCUCAGCAGUGGCGUGGCUCUCCAGGGCCCCCGAGCCCACAGCGCAGUCGGGCUCGCAGCAAUGUCCCUUGGCCUCCCUGGGCGGGAGGCAGGCGAAGCCCGGGACGACCAGCCCUCAGCGCACAGUCACACCACCUCGCCCAACGGCUGCCCCGACUCUACGGACACAGAGAGCACAGCGGAAGAGCAGAGCACAAGGGCUACAGCCCCGACAAGUACCUCCAACAACCAUCACCUCCACUAUCUGACCCCAGCACUGCCCCGUGGCCAUCCCACCAUCAGCCCCAGCCAGGCCAAAGACUUGGACGCAGAGUGGGACAGAGGGGGUCCCGUUCUCCCGGGUGUUGUAAAGAGAAACCCAGGCUCGCCUCUCUCCUCCAGGAACAAUUUCCAAGUUUUGGACAAGGGGGGCAGGCCUGUGCGCUCCUUCUACUGCCGGCACUGCUGCAUCCUCUUCCUGGACCACGUCAUGUACACCAUCCACAUGGGCUGCCACGGCUUCCGCCAGCCCUUCGAGUGCAACAUCUGCGGGCAUCCCAGCCAGGACCGCUACGAGUUUUCCUCUCACAUCAGCCGUGGAGAGCACCAGGUGGGCUGAGGACAGGCAGAUGCACAAGGAGGGGUAGACUGCUAUAAUCUAAACGGGGGCUCAUGUUUGUUCUGCACCAGAUCAGCUAUUUUAAAUCCCUAGUUUAAGUCAAAUAAAUCCUGAGCUUGCUGUGGAUUUAUAUCCUACAUGCCACAGGUGAGCAAAAACAACCCCCAUCUUUUUAACGCAUCAGUUAGAUUAGUUUAGACAAAUCGAAUUGCGUAACUGAUUGCACUCCCUUAUCAAAUCGCAUGGCAAACUAUAGGUUUUGCCUCAGAAGUGCCUUCUUUGGGGAUUUCCUCUGAACACACACUCACUCACACACAACACAAACACGCACCUACACAAAAAGAAACAGCGGAGAACUGGUGCUCAAGAAACCCGACUAGCUAUCCUUUCCUCUGUGAUUUUAGAAACGAUCACGUCCAAGAGGUCAUGUUCACAUGCAGUUACUGAAAGCAUUUUAAGCAUUUAUCAAAAACAGGUUUUAUUCAGUACGCACUGAGAGCUUUGCUUCGGCGGCUGAGGAGGGUGCUUUCUGUGUCAGGUUAGCUACAUAUGCACCAAGAGCUGUGUGCCUCUGAGUGUGGGACGAGCUUCUGACACACAGACGAAGCACAGACGUGGAUUGCCUUAACUCCUACAGCGGUAACUGUUGUAGGAACACAUAUUGUUUACAGCACGGUUCAACAGUGUGCAAAGCAGGCAUGGGCCAGUAUGAGGUUAUCGCAGUGUCAGACCUUUUGAAAAAAUAAAAAAGUAAAUACUUUGCUUUGGUGACACCACUGUAUUUACAAGAAUAAUUUAGGAAAAACUGAAAGAAAUUAUUUAUUUUCUUUUAAUCACUGUUUGUUAUUUUUGAUGUUUUCUGCCUCUUGCUUUCCGUAGAGCAGCACUGAACAAUGGCAAGCUUACAUUUGCUGGUUAAUUGACAAUGUUUCUGUAGGGCGUUUGAAAGUCAAAAAGCCAAAAAAAUGUAGGCCUUGAAAAAGUCUUAAACCUGUACAAAUGUCUUACUAUGUGUUAAAUUUAUACUUGUUGCCAUUUUUAAAUUUUUUUUAAUGACAUUCAGCAAUUCAUAAAAACGUGAAAAAAAUCUGACCAUGAAGACGUCUUGCUGCAGUAUCACAUUAUAUUUCUAUUUAUUCUGAUUCUUACCCUCACUUUAGCUCUUUAAUUCUUUUGACAUGUCAUUAGAAUUGAUAUUUUGCUUAAUACUGAAAUAGAGAUAAUUUAUUAUGAUCACAAAGCCACAUUGUUUUAGAGAAGACAAUUGGUAGAAUGUAGAAAAUUACGUUUAGUCGUUGCUUGACAAAGCGUGUAUGAAACUUCCUCAACGGCAGGUAUAAAAUGUACUUCAAUAUUUCAUACCUGAGAAAUCUUUGGUACAAAAUGAUCAAAACUGCAGGGGUAUGAAACAGUGAUGGGGUGAAAGGACUUAGUAAUUAUAAAAGACUUAAUAGAUGUGAUGGGUGGAGGUCUGGUAUUUUCCAUCCCAUUUCUUUCCCUGUUAUUAACAAUCAAAUUAAACUUUGUUGUCAACACUGGAAGGAUGGAAGUGCCUUUUCCGAGCUAGAUGACCUGCAGUGUGCAGAAAUAGGUGGGGGGAGGGAAUAUCACAGUGCUGCUCUAUGAUUCAUGCAAACAGAAAACGAACUCUGCCGUUUCUCCUGCAUCUCAUUGAAGUGACUUUAAACCAUGAAAACCGUUUGACAAAAGAUAGAUACCUCGACACCGACGCCCAUGCCUAGUGCAAAGCUAACUGUGUGGAACAGAGCCUCAGGAUGAAGCUGAUUCAUUGAGUAAAAUUAGGAUGAAGUAGGCUUUUAGAUUUCAAAAGUGAGCUUUAGGAUACUGGUGCAGAUCAGACCAUGAGCUUCGUCGCUUAUAAGAGCCUCGCUGAAUGGACCCGGGGUGCUCUACCUCUCUGCAGGACUGCACUUUUUAGAAUAGGUUCCCUGCUUACAUAUGAACGUCUUUACUGAAGCACUUCACUGCUUUACAGAGUUGUUACCUGUGAUUGUUCUACUGCACUGAUGCAUUUAACAGUGACAAUAGCCGACCGCCUGGUUUAGGUGGUGGAGUUCUUACUGGAGCCGGCCUUCUGCACCUUGGUUCGGUGGGGGGGUUGAACCGUCAGCUCAGCUCAAACAAUCCCUUUGUGGUUUUGCACUCGGCGGCCGCAGCUGAGAUUUUAAACGAGUUCCAUAAUGUAAGUGAUUUAAGAAAUUAUUUAAAGAUGAAUUAUUAGCAUAUCAGUUUGAGUCUCUUCUGUUAUUAUCUCACUUGUGAUUAUCUACUUAGUGUCGUUUGUUUCUGCCUUGGUGUAUUUAAUCAGCUAUAUUCCAAAUCUUAUCCAGCAUAUUCCUCAAAGUUCAUGAAAUGUUACCUCCUGCUUCUUUAUAGCACCCAAAUACCUUAUUGCUACAGUAUGGUGAAUGAUUUGAUGAUGUUAAUAUCGGGAACAUGAAAGAAACCAAACUCAGUAUUCUUACUUAUUAUUGUUGGUUUGCUGCUUUAUAGUUUAACCUGAGUUUCUCUACUAGCAAGCAAAAUAUACUUGAAAACAGUAAAAAAAA